Messenger RNA from Histoplasma capsulatum G186AR, 981 nucleotides. RefSeq lists its product as uncharacterized. Gene Ontology annotation, cellular component: SAM complex. NCBI's taxonomy places the organism in Eukaryota, Fungi, Ascomycota, Eurotiomycetes, Onygenales, Ajellomycetaceae. The record is from RefSeq and is a predicted model, not a curated record. Bases 1 to 981 code for a protein of 326 amino acids. The transcript is spliced from 2 exons. Gene Ontology annotation, biological process: mitochondrion organization.
AUGUCAGAGGAUGAUCCUCUUGCAGCUAGCCACCAGGCCCAAACCUCUUCGCGCUUUCCCGCCCGAUUUCCCACCGUCCCUGUCCCAAUAAAACAGAUCUUCGACAAAUUCCCAUUGAUAACCUAUCCGGCAAAUGAGCUACCGCGGCGUAUCACACGCCGCUCAGCUCGCCAUGCUCUGUACAUAUUUACUACCUCGAGAGCGGCAGAACGGGGUGCUCCAUCGUUUAACCCGCAGUGCUUAAAGUGGCAGGUCAGUCCGAGCUCCAGCUCCGAGGCUCGCCUGAACCUGAACCUUCCCCCAACCGCUCGUUGUACUUGCGUAACUGACGUUAUAACACCGACCUUAUACCAGGCAUACCUCAAAUUCGUUGGGAUUUCCUUCGAAACCGUGCCCUCUAAUAAUCAUGCGUCACCAACGGGUGCUCUUCCGUUCCUUAUCCCAACUUCCUCUGUUACCUCGGUCCCAACGAGCCCAAAGGGCCCAAUCCCUUCAAACAAGAUCCAAAAAUGGGUUAUUGAGCAAUACCAUAUUGAGGAGGAACAGCAGUUAAAUAUGCUGUUUGAUGUGUAUACAUCUCUGCUAGAUCAUAACAUACGAAAUGCCUGGAAUUUCAACGCCAUCGGGAGAAAUCUAUAUAUAGACUCGUCGACAUCUAAUCCUCUCGUUCGAACGAUAUUAGCCCGUCAGCUUCAACAAGCAGCCCGAGAUGAACUCCUCAAAUCAUCAUCCGUUAUAGAUGUGGACGAUCUCGAGGCGGAAGCCAAAAACGCGUUCGAGGCUCUGGCUUCUUUGCUAGGAAAUGAUAACUACUUUUUUGGAAGCAAGGAUCCGGGCCUAUUCGAUGCCAGUGUAUUUGCAUAUACACAUUUACUACUAGACGACACUCUAAAUUGGAAGCGGAACCCCAUUGGACGAUGCCUCAAAAAGUAUUCAAAUCUUGUGCAACAUCGCGAACGGAUACGAGACAGACAUUUUUAG